AUGAAUGGUCUUAAUGUAGAAACAAGCCAACCGGUGGUGAACGACUCGGAUGUGGUGUCCAUUGAGUUGUGGUCCAAAGCGUCCAUUGGUUUCUACUUAUGGCAACACAUCCUGAGGGCGAGUCUGGAGACCAGAGCCGAUGGCAACGCAUACGUGUCCGGCGCCGCCAAACUCAACGGCUUUCGCUUUAAGUUCAGAAGCGGUCCACUCCUUACCAUUGAUUCACUGCAACACAUGAGUGCUCACAAUCUGAUCCUUGUUCUCAAUGGACGCGACAAACAGAAGAUUAAGUUCGCCGUCGAUUGGAUCGCAGGAGUGGACAGACUUAAGGAUCAGAUUAGAAAUGUGGGACUCGUUGUGUUGGGCGACGAACAGUGCCAUAACUCAUGGCUCAGGCCUUACCUUCAAUCCAACGGAGGAUUUGUUAAAUUCGUUUUCGUUGUUUACGACUGGAAACUAAUUGAUGAUCGAGUGAUAUAUCAGUGGCCGUUAGGAGUGGCCACUUAUCGUCAGUUCCCGACCCCUGAGGCGGUCAAAGUGAACUUCGAGACGAGCCGUCCCUAUGUGUGCAAUUUGGUCGCCACUAUAUAUGCCGACUCUUCACGACUCGAAUUACUCAAUAUAUUAAAAGAGAAAUAUAAAGACAUUUGUAUAAUAAAAGUGCGCUUUGAAUGGCAGCCGAAGGAGACGACGGAUUCGCUGAGCUAUUAUGUCGAGUCUUUGCGUUUAAGUGACUUAACACUGAGUCCAAUGGGAAUGAAUCACGAAUGUUAUCGCAUAUACGAAGCCAUGGCCUUCGGAUCCGUUCCCGUCAUCGAAGACAAUGUGAAUCAUAUGAAGAAAACGAGUUGUGAUACGCGAACUGCAUUCAGACAACUCAAACAACAUAACCCGCCCUUCAUUUAUGAGUAA
Messenger RNA from Medioppia subpectinata, 912 nucleotides. Lineage: Eukaryota; Metazoa; Arthropoda; Arachnida; Sarcoptiformes; Oppiidae. The record is from the annotation of a GenBank genome assembly.